Molecule: messenger RNA, 1535 nt
Organism: Diabrotica virgifera virgifera (western corn rootworm)
Lineage: Eukaryota; Metazoa; Arthropoda; Insecta; Coleoptera; Chrysomelidae
Product: testicular acid phosphatase homolog
Exons: 4
Coding region: 239-1402 (387 amino acids)
Biological process (GO): dephosphorylation
Molecular function (GO): phosphatase activity
Source: RefSeq, a predicted model, not a curated record
AAAAAAAAUUUAUUUAUUCCGAUUGUAGAAAAAAGUGUAUUGUUCCCUAAUCUAAUUUGAUUCAUUGAAUGUGUAACUACAGGUCUUUAAAAAUGUCAAUAUUUCUAAUAAAACUAACGAAAAACAUUUUUUACUAAAUGUAUUUCAACUACGAUAUAAAUUUACGUUAAUUUUUAAAUUUUACUAAUUGAUUCAAAGUAUUGUUUGAUGAUAGACAAUCACACAGUCAUUAACAAAAAUGGGUUUUAAAAAACGGGUAAAAUCGCUUGUGACCUGCGUUAAUUUUCUAUUAGCACAGGUCUUUACUAUCAGAAUGACGACUUGGUUGAGUUUGGUAGUGCCGUUGGUGUAUUUGUGGUGUAGGUGUAAGGCAGAGGAUGAGUUGGUAUCAGUUGUAGAAAUAUUUAGACAUGGAGACAGAACUCCAGCUUUCUUUUAUCCAAACGAUCCCUACCAAGAUCCAAAAUAUUGGAAUGGCCUCAAGGAAGGAGAUCUCACAGAGAAAGGAUCACAGCAACUCUACAAUCUAGGCCAACAAUUUAAAGACCGCUACAAGGAUUUCCUUGGAAACGCUUACAACCCAGAUGAAAUAAUAGUAAUGUCAACCCAUAUGUCUAGAACCGAAAACUCAGCAAAAUCAUUUAUGUCAGGUUUAUACGGAGGGAUAGAAAUACCGAUAAAAAAAGAAACAGCUGUAGCCAACCAAAUUAUCACAUGUUUAAAGUUUGACUAUUUAUACAAGAGAUCAGAACUCUCAGAUCCAGAUAUCGUGGACAUAAAUGAAAAAAAUAAGGAUCUGUACCAAUACUUAUCUAACCAUACAAAGCUUCCGGUUGGAGGAUUGUUUAGAGCAUCUGGUGUAUUGGAUACGCUAAAAAUUGAACAAGACGCAAAUCUGGAAUUGCCAGAGUGGGCGAAUAACGUUAUGGGAGAUACCAUGCAGCGAGUAAGUAAAACUGCUGCAGAGUUUUUCUGCUACACCAAAGAGAUGCAAAAGCUUGGACUGGGAUCUCUGAUGAACCACAUCAUCGAAAAUUUCGACAACAUUAUUAGUGGCAAAAAGGAAGCCAAAACCCUAAUAUUCAGUCUCCACGACCUCAAUCUCAUCUGCUUCCUACAGUCUUUCAAAUACCCAGAAAUAGCUCAACCAGGGUUUGCAAGUAGUAUUUUCUUCGAAUUAAAGAAAAGCAAAACCAACGGACCGUAUUAUGUGAACACUUUCUACAAGCCAUCAGUUGAGCAGACACCAAUACCCAUCAACGUUGCUGGUUGCGAUUUGGAUUGUGAUUUGGACGAAUUCAAAAAUAUUUUUAGGGACUUAAGACUAUCUGCUGGUCAGUGGUACAGUGAGUGUUAUGCGUUCGGUCUCUUCGAUAAACUCUUUCCUACAAAGGAACAUUAGUGUUGUGAAAAAUUUUAAUACUCAUUAAGACACGGCUAUUUAUUGAUUGUUGUUUGUUUCGAUUUAUCUGACUGCUGAUUUGUACAAAGACUGUAAAAAACUUAAAAAUUAUAGUACAUAAAACAAUUAAUAA